AUGGAUCCUUCAGCGAUGGACUUCAUGAUGCAUCAAGACAUGCACUCGUCUAACAACGCCUCAUCUCCUACCACGUCGCCCAAUAUAGACCACACUGCCCGCUCGGCUUGUCCGGCCUUGCGUGCUGCCGCCGAACGGAACCAACAAUCUCCGAUGUUCGCAGCAUCCCGCCCUGAGUAUCGUAAUGACCCAACCAAUCCUCCGGCGUUUUGGAGCAUGCCUUCUCCCUAUGGUCGAUGGCCGCCCUCCGAAUUCCACCAACCUACCAUGCUAAGCAUGGGCAUGCCGCCGACAAUGAAUGCGGGUCAAGGCAGCCCACCUCAUUAUCCGCCGAGGGGUCCCGAACAAUACAACCCCCACAUGUCACCCCGAUCCUAUUACCAUACACCGAUAAUGAGCUUGACGAGAAUUGGAGGCACGGCUCCGACCCAACAUAGCCAAGGAAAUUUCUCAGGCACCAACCAAGGUCAAUCUCAGGGUGGAAUUAGAAGUGGAACUGCGAAUGGCCUGAGUGGUCCGGGCAGCCAAGGUGGUCAAGGUGGCCCAGGAACUCUAAUGAUUAACUCUGGAAUACCUGGCAGACAGAGUGGGCUAACUAAUGGUCGCCUCCCAUCUAUGAACUCGGUUCCUCCGCCUCUCACAAACAACAAUUUGCAAACGCAAACGCAAACAUAUCCCCAGAAUUCUCGUGCGGCUCAACAAUCUGGUCGAAUCACACCACCUCCUCUCCCUCAGUAUAGUACACCAGCAAUAUCACUUUCAAUGUCGGAAACUAGUGCGUCGUCACCUGGUGUAGGAGCUGAGCAGGCCCCUGCCCAAAACGAUUCAUCGUCUUCGCCUUCCCGCCGCGCACCUAUCACCGCCGUGUCUCCUAGAUAUGCCGAGAUACCUGAUAGCGGUAUCAAUGAACCACGUCGAGUGAAUACGAACCGGGAUAGACGAGGCCUUACGCGAUUGCCGUCUUCCGAAUCUGGUUGGUCUAGUGACGACGAUUCUGAUCCUGAUGCAGUUGCAAUGUCGCUUCUUGAGGCCGCAGUGACCGGACCUGCUGCAGAAGGUGCAGCGGAGGGACGCCUCAGAGCACAGCAGGUUAUGCGAGGUAGUAUUUCGACUAAGAGAGUGGCAUCUAAGAAGGCGCUCACAUCCCUAGAGUCUGUGGCUGUCUCGAGCCUACCAGAGAGCGAGAGAACUUGCGUUAUCUGCUAUAAUGAGUAUGGAGCCGAGACUCCGGAAGGCAUUAGCGAGAAGCCGCUACGAUUACCACGAUGCAAGCACGUCUUCGGAGAUCACUGCAUCAGGAAGUGGUUUGAGGAGUCGGACAGCUGCCCUUAUUGUAGAGACAGAGUCCCUUCUGAGCCCCAGUAUCGCCAGGCAAUGAACGCACAUAAUGUGUACCGGUUCCUGCGCCAACAUCACCAGAUGCAGGUACAGAUGCAGACGAUGCGACCUGGUCGAGAACAUGAUCGAGGCGAUUCGGAUGCGGGUGUUCGACUUGAGUCUAUGGCAAGUGGAUUCGGUUCUCUGGCAUCAAGCCCGUUCGCGGAGUAUGAGUACGGAGCCGCUGGAGUCCCUCCGUCAAGAAGAGCAGAUGGCAUGUCGAUGUACGGUUCUCGAACUCCGGCUUGGCAUGGAAAUUCGGGAGAGCGCCAUUCUCCCCUCCCGUUCAACGAGAUUGGCGAGAACAGACGUAGAGUGCGUCCUCGUCAUGGCAGCUUACGAGGAUUCACCCCGGGACGUCCGCAUUUUUCACAGGCCCCGACGAACAACGUCCCUCAGCCUCAGCAAUAUUCGAGUUGGAUGCACCGGACAACCCCGCCUCAUUCACUCAACCGACAGAAUUCAGUGUCCGGACAGAACGCGGCUAGUCGAACUUUAUUUCAGGCGAACAGCCCCCCCGCCUUCCCAUUCCAGUCCGCGAUGGGUGCGCACCCUCACGAGCCUUACCCGAUGAACGUAGAGGGUUCGACUGAGUAUACCUCUUUGCCUCACAUGCGCACACAGCACAAUGCGCCGCUCUCCCCAACAUAUGCGGGCCCGGAGGUUUACAUGUCGAACGCAGAUGAGACCAUGUAUGGCGGUUCAGGUUCACACGGUCAGUUGUAGGGAUACGGUGCCGUGAGAAACCGAGAGCAACCUAGAAGCUCUCCAUUCCAGAGAACACGCCCCGCCUCCGCGCUCUCUCCUCGGGAGCAAGCACGACGAGUCAGACGCAACCGCCGAGGCAACCAUUAAACGACAGCCACAACCCUUAACGACUCCCAUGGGAUAUGGAUCUCAUCCCCUCUUUUCUUUUUUACGCAUGUGACGUUUAAUGGAAUAGGUGAUUCACAUAGAAAUUUGCAUCGUCUUCAUUUUCGUAUUACGGCAUUUCGAUGGUUCGGUAAACGCAAAGGCAGAUUUGAUGGGCGGUUUUUUCUCAUUUUUCCACUUCUACGCAACUCCACGA
Molecule: messenger RNA, 2446 nt
Organism: Annulohypoxylon maeteangense
Lineage: Eukaryota; Fungi; Ascomycota; Sordariomycetes; Xylariales; Hypoxylaceae
Exons: 5
Coding region: 1-2103 (700 amino acids)
Source: RefSeq, a predicted model, not a curated record